UUGAUACAUUUUGAAAGUUAGGAAAGAGGGUCAAAUAUUGUAUUCUUUCUGCAUAUAAAAAUUAGGGUAUUCUUUCUUCUCACAUAUAUCACACCUUUCUUUCUUCCAUAUUCUUUUGUUUAUCAUCGGCCGAUUCCUCUCUCUCUUCAAUCCUUCAGGGUUUUGGAGCUUUGUUUCGAUUUCUGUGUUUCUCUUGAACUAAUACAUACAUACAUUUGCCGAAACAACUAGAUGGGGAGAAAGAAGGGAACAGAACACGAGGAAGAGAACCCCGAAGCUGCCAAGCAGGUCGGUGGUGGAGGGAAGUCGAAGAAGAAGAAUAGGGUGAUUGACGACGAUGAGUACUCUGUUGGGACUGAAUUGUCCGAAGAACCUACGGUUCAGGAAGAGACAGCACCGGCUUUUGGUAAGAAGAAAGGUAAGAAGGGCAAUAAGUCGGGGGUUAAAGACGAUGGUGACAAUGACGAUGAAAUGGACGAGAAGCCGGUCAAGCAGGGUGGUGGUGGAGGGAAGUCGAGGAAGAAGAAUGUGGUAGUUGAUGAUGAUGAAUAUGCUAUCGGGGCAGACGUAUCAGAAGAGCCGGAAGAAAAAGUUGCACCGGCGAUGGCAGGUGGUAAGAAAAAAGGUAAAAAGGGAAAGAAGAGUGCGACUAGUUAUGGAGUACUUGGAGAGGAUGACGAUGUAGAAGACAGGUUGGAUUUAACGAGGGAUAGUGACCAAGAGGAUGAAGGCAUUGCCCAAUUCUCUGGGAAGGCGAAGAAGUCUAGUGUGUUUUCUACAGCUUUUGACACAAUUGGUGAUGAAGAUGAAGAACCAGUGGUUGCUGGUGAGGGGAAGAAUUCAUUUAGUGUGGCGCUUCUUGAUGAAGAAGAGGAGGCGACAGAGACAGUUGAAGACGAUGAUGAUGUGCCAGAACUUAUUUUUGCAGGUAAAAAGAAGUCAUCUAAGAAGAAGAAAAAAAGUGCUGUCAGCAUGACUGAAGCCAAUGUUAAGGAAGAAGCUGAACCUGAAGAAGCGGAUGAUAAUAAAAGCAAAAAGCAGGAAAGAGAUGUACCAGAAACUUCUAAGAAUAAAACCAAGAAGAAAAAGGGUGGCCGUACAACAGUACAAGAAGAUGAGGAUGAGAUUGACAAGAUUCUAGCAGAGCUUGGUGAAGGAGCAGCUCCUGCUCCUGCUCCGGAGGUGCAGCCUGAGUCAAAAGAUAGUAAAUCUAAGAAGAAAAAGGCCGGUAGAACAGCUCAAGAGGAGGAUGACAUCGACAAAAUUCUGGCAGAAAUUGGUGAAGGGCAAGCUACAUCUGCACCUGCUCCUGCUUCUCUUCUACAAGAGGAGAAAAGUCAACCAGGCGAUGAUGCUGCUGAGAAGGAGGAAGCAGUUGAAGAAGGAGCUGUUGAGUCUGCUGCUGCAAAGAAGAAGAAAAAGAAGAAGGAGAAGGAAAAAGAGAAAAAGGCAGCUGCAGCUGCAGCAGCUGCCUCUAGUGUGGAGGAAGAAACAAAAACUGAUGCAAAAGGAAAAUUGGGAGAUAAGAAACAGUCGAAGCAGGUUAAGGAGAUGCAAGAGAGACUCAAAAAGAUGAAGGAAGCUGAAGAAAGGAAGAAGAGGGAAGAAGAGGAAAAGUUAAGGAAGGAAGAAGAGGAACGUCUUCGCCUGGAAGAACUGGAAAGACUUGCAGAAGAGAAGAAACGUUUGAAAAAGGAGAGAGAGAAGGAAAAGCUCUUGAAGAAGAAACAAGAGGGAAAACUGCUUACAGGAAAGCAAAAGGAAGAAGCUCGAAGAUUAGAAGCAAUGAGAAAGCAAUUUCUUGCUAAUGGUGGGACACAGGCACUCCCCAUUGGGGAGAAUAAGAAAGAGACAACCAAACGGCCAAUUUAUCAAAAAAAGAAGUCGAAGCCACAAGCUAAUGGAAAAUCCCAGGAAGAGUCUGUUGAAAGCUCAGAAGUUAAAGAACAGCAGCAGGAGCUGGUGUCUGAGGUUGACUCCGUGGAAACUGAGAAGGUUGAGGAUGUGGAUUCGACAAUUACAGAGGAGAAGUCAGAAAUAGCUGAUGCAGAAGAAAAUGAAGCUGAAGAAGAAGAAGAUGAUGAGGAAUGGGAUGCAAAAAGUUGGGAUGAUGCUGAUCUGAAACUGCCUGGUAAGAGUGCUUUUGAAGACGAGGAGGUAGAUUCAGAACCGCUGCCUAUAACUAAGAAAGAGAUUAAGGUUGCAAGUUCAACUGCAGCAACUCUCCCUGUUGCUGUCAAGUCGGUGAUUCCUACUCAAAAAGCGGCUGCAACUGUACCAGGUGUACUGAAGAAUGACCAAGGUAGGAAGGGUGACCCUGAGGAUAGCGUUGCAGAACAAAACAAGCAGAAAGGCAGUCCUGAAGAACCCCAGAGUGAAGACAAUCUCCGGUCUCCUAUUUGCUGUAUUAUGGGGCAUGUUGAUACUGGUAAAACCAAGCUACUUGAUUGCAUACGAGGCACUAAUGUUCAAGAAGGUGAAGCUGGAGGGAUUACUCAGCAGAUAGGUGCAACUUACUUUCCAGCUGAGAAUAUACGCGAGAGAACUAAGGAGCUCAAAGCUGAUGCGAAGCUGAAGGUCCCUGGUUUGUUGGUCAUCGACACUCCUGGACAUGAAUCUUUCACGAAUCUGCGUUCUCGAGGUUCAGGUUUAUGUGAUAUUGCAAUUUUGGUUGUUGACAUCAUGCAUGGACUAGAACCACAGACCAUAGAAUCACUUAAUCUUCUGAAGAUGCGGAAUACAGAAUUUAUUGUUGCUCUGAAUAAGGUGGAUAGGCUUUAUGGAUGGAAAGUUUGUAAGAAUGCUCCCAUUGUGAAGGCGAUGAAGCAACAGUCCAAAGAUGUUCAGUUUGAAUUUAAUAAUAGGCUUACUCAGGUUGUUACCCAGUUCAAGGAACAAGGUAUAAAUACAGAAUUAUACUAUAAAAACAAAGAAAUGGGGAAGGACACUUUCAGUAUUAUACCAACUAGUGCUAUUAGUGGCGAAGGUAUUCCUGACAUGCUGUUGUUACUUGUUCAAUGGACACAAAAGACAAUGGUUGAGAAACUUACUUACAGCAACGAAGUCCAGUGUACGGUUUUGGAGGUUAAGGUUGUUGAAGGUCAUGGAACAACCAUUGAUGUGGUUUUGGUUAAUGGUGUGCUUCAUGAAGGAGAUCAAAUAGUCGUUUGUGGCAUGCAGGGACCUAUUGUUACCACAAUCCGAGCAUUACUGACGCCUCAUCCCAUGAAGGAACUCCGAGUAAAGGGAACAUAUUUGCAUCAUAAGCAAAUCAAGGCUGCCCAGGGUAUAAAGAUUACCGCUCAGGGCUUUGAGCAUGCAAUUGCUGGUACUAGUCUAUAUGUUGUGGGGCCUGAUGAUAAUUUGGAAGAUAUCAAAGAAGCAGCUAUGGAAGAUAUGAAGUCAGUGAUGAGCCGGAUCGACAAAAGUGGAGAGGGAGUAUAUGUUCAAGCAUCUACACUUGGAUCAUUGGAAGCUUUGCUGGAAUUUUUGAAGACCCCAGAUGUAAGCAUACCUGUCAGUGGGAUCGGCAUAGGCCCUGUGCAUAAAAAGGAUGUCAUGAAAGCUAGUGUUAUGCUUGAGAAGAAGAAAGAGUAUGCAACAAUCUUGGCCUUCGACGUGAAAGUGACACAGGAAGCUCGGGAACUUGCAGAUGAGGCUGGUGUCAAAAUUUUUAUGGCUGAUAUUAUUUAUCACCUGUUCGAUCAGUUUAAAGCCUACAUUGACACUAUCAAGGAAGAACAAAAGAAGGAAGUUGCUGAAGAAGCAGUCUUCCCCUGUGUGCUCAAGAUUGUACCAAAUUGUGUCUUCAACAAGAAAGAUCCAAUUGUUCUGGGAGUUGAUGUUCUUGAGGGCAUUGCCAGGAUCGGAACUCCAAUAUGUAUUCCUCAAAAGGACUUCAUUGAUAUAGGUCGUCUUGCGUCCAUUGAGAACAACCAUAAGCCUGUUGACUCUGCGAAGAAAGGCCAAAGGGUGGCCAUUAAGAUAGUUGGAUCUAACUCUGAGGAGCAACAGAAGAUGUUUGGCAGGCAUUUUGAAAUGGAAGAUGAGCUUGUCAGCAAAAUUUCAAGGAGGUCCAUUGACAUACUCAAGGCCAAUUUCCGGAAAGACCUAUCAGUUGAGGAUUGGAGACUUGUCAUGAAACUGAAGACCCUCUUUAAGAUACAAUGAGGCAGGUUCUUUGCAGCUUUCAAAGGAGUUGGUUCUUGGGAUUCCGGUAAGCAGCAAGCAGUUCAUCGAGCAAUAAGUGGUGAUUUUACCCGAAACGAGGAGUUUGGAGUCAAAAUAGAGCACACGUCAGGGACAGAUGAGCAGAAGUGAAGUAUGCAAGUGGCGUUGGCUGUUGCAAUUGAUUUCCUUUUGUUGGUACUCCGAGCAUUUUGUAUAUGGCGUUUUUGGUUCUGAAUUGAAGGAGCGUAGAAUUGUGAGAAUUUUUGCAGCGUUGACCAAUGACAGAGAGGAGUGUGUUGCACGGGGGCAUGAAAGAUGGCAACACGUUUUUUGUGAUACAGAAAUGUGAUUUUGAUAUACAAAAACGCGAAAGAUUAUUGGUUGACUGUUGGCUAGUGCUUCUUCCAAUAUUAAUAAUUCCUUUCUAUAGAUAUACUACUAUUACUCAGGAGUAAGAUCUCUUCUAAUAUAAGUUAGGCUUCUUUAGAGUGAUGCAAAAAAGCCUUGUAAUAUACAAAAGAGGGCGGUGAAUCUAGAUACAAAACAUAUCUUUCAUUCCUGAAUUUUUCUUCUCGUAGAUUGUUAAGGUUACUUAAGAGAGCAUCACAUUUGUCAA
Molecule: messenger RNA, 4786 nt
Organism: Lycium ferocissimum
Lineage: Eukaryota; Viridiplantae; Streptophyta; Magnoliopsida; Solanales; Solanaceae
Product: eukaryotic translation initiation factor 5B-like
Exons: 12
Coding region: 232-4170 (1312 amino acids)
Molecular function (GO): GTP binding; GTPase activity; translation initiation factor activity
Source: RefSeq, a predicted model, not a curated record